UUUCUACGCUUAAACUGUCAGUUUAUAUUUCACGUUAUAUUUUUACAACGAAAACUUGAGCUAUGGCUGAUAACGGUAACAUAAGCGCUAAUAUUUAUCGUAUGCUUUUGUAAUUUAUGGCUAUUAUAAUAGAACUUUUGCUUUUUCAAGUUAAUAAAGACAUCACCAUGGCUAACAAUGAAGCAGACGAAGUGCCUAAUGGUGACGGAGUUGCUAAUAAGGGCGGAGACAGAGGUUCCCCACCGCCUGCCGCUACUCCACCCCCUGUGAAUGAGGACACUCAAGAACUAAUUGUCGUUAACGAAAACACAGAAGAGUUAGAUUUAAACCAUGGCAGAAUCGGGAAAAUUGAAAACCUAGAACCUCUAAGGAACUUGGAAAGAUUAUACCUAAGAUGGAAUCUAAUUAAAAAAAUAGAGGGUUUGGAUACUUUGAGUACUCUUGUUGAAUUAGAGUUGUAUGACAAUCAGAUAGUUGUGAUAGAAAAUUUGGAUAAUCUUGUCAAUCUCGAGAUUCUAGAUUUAUCUUUCAAUAGAAUCAAAGAAAUCACUGGCCUUGAGAAUUUGUUGAAUCUCAAAAAGUUGUUUCUCAGUUCCAACAAGAUCAGUGAAAUAAAGAAUGUGAACCAUCUACCUAAACUAGAGCUUCUAGAGUUGGGUGAUAACAGAUUAAGGGAAAUCAAGAACCUUCAAGGUUUAUCAUCACUGAAGCAACUAUAUUUAGGUAAAAACAAAAUUUCCCAAAUACAAAAUCUGGAGGACUUAACUAACCUUGAAAUCUUAGUCUUGCAAAGCAAUCGCAUCAGCAAGAUCGAAAAUCUGGAACAACUGACUAAUUUAGAACAGUUGUAUUUGUCAGAGAAUGGUAUUACAGUUAUUGAGAACUUGGAAAGUCAAGGCAGAUUACAAACUUUAGACAUGGCAAUGAACAGAAUCUUGGUUAUAGAAAAUGUGAGACAUAUGAGCAAUUUGGAAGAGUUAUGGUUAAACGACAACCAAAUAGCAGACUGGUCAUCAGUAGAAUACUUGAAGGAUAAUAAGAAACUAGCUACAAUAUACUUGGAAAGAAACCCAUUGGCAUCGGAUCCAGCGUAUCGGCGGAAAUUGAAACUUACUCUGCCCUGGUUGCAACAGAUAGACGCGACUUUGUGUAGAUAAGAAUUUCUUUAUUCAUAAUAAUUGUAGUUAGUUUAGUAUGCGAAAUUGGACUUUGUUGCGUGUGAACAAAAUUGAAAUUAGUAUGAAAGCACAAUUCAUGAGAUAGCAAUUUGCACACAAUAUGUGGAUUCGAUCUUAUCGGUUUGAUUAUAUAGAAUGAAUAAAAUCUUGUUUUCUUAUAGUUCUUGGUAGGAUUCAAAAUUCGAAAGAUUAAAAUGCUUAAAAUCAAACAGUCCAAUUUCACAUAAACUAACACUAUACUAUUAUAAAUCGAGAUCACAUCAGUAUAAGAGUUGUUUGAUUGGUUAAACUAAAAGAAUGACUGCUUUCACAAAGAAAUUCAUAAUAAUCACAGUGACAAUAUUAAAAAUUAUAAAUAAUUACAAAUGACAGUAAUUCAAACAUUAACUAAUAAAUUUACUCCAUACUUACUGCGUUCAAGUCUCAGGCAUAGUUUACAUGUAAUGGUUUUGUCUAUGUGGGUGUUCACAAAGUACUAAGUCUAAGGUUCAUCAUAAACAUAUCUAACAACAUUGACCAUGAUAUCUACAUAAAUAAAAUCUAGAACUUGAAUUAGUUAUCUUAAUUUAAAAUUUGAUUAAAGCCUAACAGCAGCGCAUCAUAUAUAUACUGAAUUACACCGUAAUGAUUUUUUAAUUUAAGGUUCAAUAUAGUAAUUUGUGAGUUUUGCAUAACAUGCUGUUGACUUUACGUAGCGUUAAAAAUUAGUAAGUUGAAGUGAAAAAAGAUGUCAUCCAGUCUAUUGUUCGUUAUAUAUUGUGUAGCUAAUAUUAUUAUAUUUAUUACGAUUUGUUUGUAUUAUGUGUUACAUUUGGUCAGUCUCGUAGAAUGUCGUAUUAACGUUAUAUGUAUCUAUAGUUAUUAAGUACAUUUAAUUAUAUCUAUACUAAUAUUAUAAAGCUGAAGAGUUUGUUUGUUUGAACGUGCUAAUCUCAGGAACUACUGGUUCGAAUUGACAAAUUCUUUUUGUGUUGAAGAGACCAUUUAUCGAGGAAGCCUUUAGGCUAUAUAACAUCACGUUGCAACUAUUAGGAGCGAAGAAAUAAUGGAAAACGCGGACGAAGUCGCUGGCGGCCACUAGUUAUUUAUUAAUGUGGAAAAAAGGUUAUACAGAAAAUUGAUUUUUUUUUUUUUAAAUAAUAAAAUUGCAAUGCAAAUAACAUUAAACUAGUCGGAUAUACAUAUGUACUUUGGAAGAAAUAUUUGCUUACUUUAAAAGUAAAAAAGUAUCUUAAACGAAAACUUAAAAAAAAAUUCCGUGAAGAUAAACGUUGCGUUAAGACGUCAAUAUCAAUACCAUAAUCUAAUCAUACUUUUGUUACAAGUAAACCAAGAUGCCUUGAUGCAAGCCGUCGUUAUCUUAAUCCAAACAAAUCUUUGGAUCUCUUAAAUUAAGCCUUUUCUC
Messenger RNA from Diatraea saccharalis (sugarcane borer), 2583 nucleotides. The record is from the annotation of a GenBank genome assembly. NCBI's taxonomy places the organism in Eukaryota, Metazoa, Arthropoda, Insecta, Lepidoptera, Crambidae.